AUGAUAACAAUUAUCUCCAGGAUAGUAGUGGCACGGGAUAUACUUUCAUCUCGUUUACACAAUGAGUUGAGAUACAUAACUGGAAGAAGUAAGCUGAAGCCACAAAACUCAACACAGAGGAGAACAUUAUCAGAUGAAGCAUAUGAAGAAGUACUAAGCGACGUAUUUGACGAUUAUCUAUCUCCAGACAUGUUAGCUAAUAAAUCAAGUCACGGAGCUCCACCCUUGUAUCAAGCUGAACCUGCGUGUCGUUGCUGUGCAUGUAGUAGAGCAUUUUCAAGAUUAUUGGCUCAAGAAACAGUCCUCAAUGAAUGUGAACAGAAAAGUGAAGAAUUAACAGAAGUUAUAACAGAGAAUGCUGAAUCUGAAAGAUCAUCAGUGACAGCAAAUUAG
Molecule: messenger RNA, 393 nt
Organism: Arctia plantaginis
Lineage: Eukaryota; Metazoa; Arthropoda; Insecta; Lepidoptera; Erebidae
Source: the annotation of a GenBank genome assembly